AUGUACCGAAUAGAUGGCUUGCUUUUAGAAAUUCCUUAUCCCGUUGAACGACCAUCAAGUGCCUACUCAUCUCAAUCGUCGCAAUCACAACUUUCCGAUUGCCAAAUGUUAACACAGUCUCCAAUGCAUUCUCCACAACUUUAUGCCAUGCAACCAUCACGAUCUGUGAAUUCUCAAGUACCGAUCAGUAUCCCGGAAACAAAUGAUACACCUCAAAACCAACAAAUUGAUAAUAUCAUUGCAAAAGCAUACUGGAACGCUUCCCAAAUGUAG
Molecule: messenger RNA, 273 nt
Organism: Acanthoscelides obtectus
Lineage: Eukaryota; Metazoa; Arthropoda; Insecta; Coleoptera; Chrysomelidae
Source: the annotation of a GenBank genome assembly